AUGAAUCAAGAAAUCUACGAAGAACUGCUCUUCGCAAGAACUUUGAUAACCGACACUAAAGAUUUUGAAUCUAGGUUUGAGGAUAUUUUGACUAUGGUAAUACCACCGUGGAUAAUUAAUCCAUAUGGUGACAUAGAAGAAACGAAUGUCAUAAUACAAGAGGAACUGACUGAACUAAGUACAAACGAAGAACUUAAGGUUCAGUAUAAAAGCGGAUAUCAGCAAUUCUGGCUGCAAAACAACAUACCGGUUACUUAUCCUCUAUUAUGGAAUAUAGCGAGAAAAUUUUUAAUUUCCUUUCCAUUGUCAUACCUAGUGGAAAGGGGGUUAAGCGCUGUUACCAAUCUCCUAACGAAAAAAAGAAACAGACUGGACAUCAUCAGCCGAGGAGAUUUAAGAUUACAAAAUUAA
Acanthoscelides obtectus is the source of this 411-nucleotide messenger RNA. The record is from the annotation of a GenBank genome assembly. Lineage: Eukaryota; Metazoa; Arthropoda; Insecta; Coleoptera; Chrysomelidae.